Molecule: messenger RNA, 663 nt
Organism: Caenorhabditis elegans
Lineage: Eukaryota; Metazoa; Nematoda; Chromadorea; Rhabditida; Rhabditidae
Gene: M04C7.3
Exons: 1
Coding region: 1-663 (220 amino acids)
Source: RefSeq, marked reviewed
AUGAACCAGCUGCGCCAUGUACUCCGUCAUAGCUGGGGUAGCGUCUAUGAUAAGACGUGGAAAAGUUCGCGAACUACUCGUCCAAAUUCGGGUAGCGGUAGGGGUAUCCAUGGGGAGGGGAGGGGAACUAAUGCAUUUGAUGUUUCAGUUUCGUCGUCUUCGGUUACCAGAGUUCCAGGUUGUGCUGUAAAGUCGGUGUUUUGUGAUUAUGGUAUCGUUGGAUCUCGUUCUUCUCGUGAAGUUGGCUCGUCGGUUGCAGGCAAUGCUAGGAGAAUAGAAGCUUGUGCUAAGAGAACUGAGAAUAGAAGUGACAGGAGAACGAACCGCGGCCAACAAGGUGGGAGAAACAAGAGUCGAUUCCCGAUGACAACUGGAAAGCCUGCAGCUGGUAAAGAAGCCCAUUUGGAUGACCCAUCGAAAGGAAAGAUAGCUGUAAAUGGUGAUCGUUUCCGACACGGCACUCUCCUAAGCCAGUCUCUUCGUCAAAACCAAAGCCGACAGGUCGUGCGAGGAUCAGCUCCCAUUACUGAUCAUGCCGCCACUCGCAACAGAGGUCGAUAUACCGCUUCUGGAAGACGUCGCACUGCUCCGAGUCCAGGCAGUUUUGGUGGUUUUUGUCGUACAAGAGGGGAGGUGUUGGAUAGGAACGUGAACCUUUACUAG